Molecule: messenger RNA, 3751 nt
Organism: Gymnogyps californianus (California condor)
Lineage: Eukaryota; Metazoa; Chordata; Aves; Accipitriformes; Cathartidae
Product: TRPM8 channel-associated factor 2-like
Source: RefSeq, a predicted model, not a curated record
GGGGGGGACGACGGCGGCUCCGCAGAUAGGAUUGACCUGAAGAUGAAACCCUCUGCCACGUAUGAGCUGUUAGUGGACGGUGUUGGGCCAUGGGACUUCACGGGCGGUUUUGUUCCUUGUGAGCUGCUACUUGUUGGAGAGGAUGCCUACCCUGUGCUUGUGAGCUCUAAGAAGCAGGUUCUGAUUGCCAUUUCACAGUAUGGGAAGGGCCGGAUGGUGGUUGUUUCCCAUGAAGGAAUCUUGAAGGACUCCAAGUUUUCCCGGUUCCUCAGAAAUGCUGUGGAGUGGCUCAAGCCUUCCCCCGAGGCCCUGGUUGGGGUCCAUCCUCGUUUGGAUUCCCUCUCCCAGCUGCUGCUCAGGGCUGGCACCAAAGUACAGGCUGGGGCAGCUCAGCCCCCCCUGGGGGUGUACUGUCUGGACGCCUAUGACAAUACGCAAGCAAAAGAUCUGGUUGGCUUUGUAAAGGGGGGUGGAGGACUGCUCAUUGGAGGCCAAGCCUGGCACUGGGCUAGUCGACAUGGCAAGGAGAAGGUGCUGUGUGAAUUCCCUGGGAACCAGGUGACCAGUGUGGCUGGCGUGUACUUCACAGGAAACGCCGUGGAGAAAGGCAUCUUCAAAGUUUCCAAGAAAAUUCCUAAGAUCCCAUUAAUUGUGAGGCACCAGGCCAACCUCAGCCUUGAUGCUGACUUUCUCCUGCGUGGUGUGUCGGAGCUGGAUUUGGUGACAGGGGGCAUACCCUCCAUCUUGCUGGUGCAUGGUGUACUCUCCUUCCCACUCUGCCUGGACAGCUCGCAUCGCUGCCUCUUAGCUGCGGCACGCUAUGGCCAAGGCCGUGUUGUGGUGGCAACCCACGAGAGCCAGCUGUUCUCCCCAAAGCUGGCCAGAUUCCUGCUCAAUGCUGUCCGCUGGCUGGAUGCUGGGAGAAAGGGGCUGGUGGGCGUGAAUGCCAGCCUGAAGAAACUGUGUAGCCUCCUCUCUCAGGAAGAGGUGAAGUCGCAGGUGUCACAGCUGACAGGUGACAUCAGCGUGUACUGCUGCUCUUCUUACAGCGACAGAGAGGCGGAGAGGGUUCACGCUUUCGUGGCAGAGGGAGGUGGCCUCCUGGUUGGAGGCCAGGCCUGGUACUGGGCUUCCCAGAACCGUGGCAAAGCUGCUGUGGCAAAAUAUCCUGGCAACAAAAUCCUGAACCGCUUUGGGCUGAGCAUCCUGGGACAGAGCGUCCAGGCAGCUAAGCACCCAGUUGUGGGGUCUGGGGAGCACUACCACUUCCGCAAGGCGCUCGCUCUUUUCAACAGGCAUGUAGACAAGCAUGAGGAGCUCAAGGCCCCCUUGAAGGACUGGCUGCAAAGGCUAGCACAAGACUGCACUGCCUUUCUGCACAUUCCAGCCCACGACUGCCCUGCAUAUGCCUCGCUCCACCGCAUCCUGACCAAAGUGCUUCAGAGAAGUGGGAUCCCACAUGUCAGCAGGCACUGCCCUGUCAAGAGCAACUCCAAAGAGGCAGUCCUUCUCUGCAUGGCGACCGAGCUGUCCCUCACUAUGACGGACAGCACAGCCCUAGUGCAGAAAUCUGCUGCUGGUGUCUGUACCCUCCCCGUCACUGUGGAAAUUGAUGGCACAAACCCAGGUGAGGAGUCCUGGAGGAGUACGGGACUCUACCUUCCUGAAGGGCACACAGCAGUUAUAACAUUCCCUUGCCUGGCGGUCGGUGCUGGUCUGAAGGUGCAGAUUGGGUGUCACACGGAUGACCUCUCCCACGCCACAGAGCUGAAACGGGCCCCAGUGGUAAUACGCACCUGUGAUAUUGCCUGCCAGAAACACUCUAUUUCCUGCCUCUGGGGUGGACUCAUUUACAUCGUAGUACCAACAAGGAGCACCCUGGGGAAAGUGCCCAUCACGGUAGAAGGGGCAGUCAGAGCUCCUUUCUUCAAGCUUGGGGAGACCUGUGAAAGCCAGUGGAAGGCCUGUAUCCGGCACUACCCAGCUCCCUGGGCAGAACUGGCUGUUGAGAAUCUCAUCCUGACAGUGCCGUCUGACAGCAUCCGCCACAUGGAGAACCCACAGCCGCUGCUGACCCUGUGGAAUGAGAUCAUGGAGGCAAUAAGCAAAUUGGCAGCCAUACCAACAAAAUUCCCAAGGCCAGAGAGGAUUGUAACAGAUGUCCAGAUCUCAUUUGGCUGGAUGCAUGCUGGCUACCCCAUCAUGGGCCACCUAGAUUCGGUGAAGGAGAUGUUAGACAUCAAGCACAUGCAAACUACUGGUCUUUGGGGUCCUGUCCAUGAGCUGGGACACAAUCAACAGCAGCAAGCGUGGGAGUUUCCCCCUCAUACCACAGAAGCCACCUGCAACCUCUGGUCUGUCUAUGUUCAUGAGAAGGUGCUGGGGAUUCCCAGGCAUCAGGCCCAUCAGGCACUUAGGUCACAGUGUCGGGAGGAAAGGAUAAGAGAGUAUCUGAAGAAAGGCACUCAACUAAAGGACUGGGAGGUGUGGACUGCUCUGGAGACUUACCUGCAGUUGCAGGAAGGAUUUGGUUGGGACCCCUUCAUCCACCUCUUCUCUGACUACCAGAAAAUGUCCACCAUCCCAAAAGACAACCCUUCUAAGAUGAACUUGUGGGCACAGAAGUUUUCUCAGCAGGUGAAUAAGAACUUGGCUCCAUUUUUUACAGCCUGGGGAUGGCCUAUCAAGAAAGAGCUGUCUGUGGAACUGUCCUCUUUACCCAGCUGGGAACAGGACCCAAUGAGAUCUUAUAGACCAUGAAGGAAAAAUACGUAAACCUUGAUUCUCGUACUAGCUAUGGCCUAUCUUUUUCUCCUUGUGUGCUGCAUGGUAGCUCACUGGGUGCUUAGCUUUACACUGAAUUCUUUAGCUUCUUGCUGUCAAUGGAGCAAGGGCAACAGAAAUUCAACAGAAACUUGUGUGCAGAUCAGCAACCAUCUAAGCCAUCUUCUGAAGGGUUAAAUAACGAAUGAGAUUUGUUCUGGGUUCUUCACCUCAGGAGGAAUAUAAUUCUGAGUAGAUUUAGUUGCCGCAGAACCUUUCUCUCAUGAAAUGGAAGUUUUCAGGGUGGAGCAGUCACUGGAGCUGUCUCAAGGACAAUACCAAUAGAAUAUGGAUCUUUAAAGCAAAUAGUAGCCUCCACAAUGUUGUAUUCUUCAGUUAUAAUCUCAGUAACAUGAGAUUUUCGCUACGGUUUUGGUUACCCUAAAAUCCCUAAUUUUUAAUUGCUCUAAGUAUGCAGAACUUUCACACCUACUAUCAUGAAAGUGACCUUAUAAUGCUUAUAUACAGCUUAUAUAAUACAUAGCUGAUUGAUACUGAUAUGCUGUAGAUUUCUUCCUACAUUGUAUGACUGUGUCACCCAACAUCCAGCUUUAUGUGAAUAAGUCAAUUAUAAGUUGUAGCUGUCACUCUUACCAUAGCCUGACAGCAAGAUACAUGCAAUGCGAGAUGGGAGAGUGGAAACAAAGAGGUGACUUGAUUGUAGUCAGUAAUGGUGUAACUUGUGGACUCAUCAAAGGUUAAAAAGUAGGCGCUGACAUGACAGCCUGAGGGAGCAGAGAGGAGGAAGACAACAGUUCAUCAAGACAGGGGACCAGCCUUUUCCAAGGAGCAACAGAAGUUAAUGUUUCCUCCACCUCAUUCAUAAUUGCUUGGCUAUUAUGGGGGCUGGCAAGCAUGUUAAUGUUUAGCCUAAUAGCAUACCAGUCCCAACCCAUUCCUUGUGUAUCAGCAAUAAAUAAAACAAUCA